CAAGACUUCCCGAUCGGAGCUGCGAAGCUGUCUGGUCGACGGGGGGUGGAGUUCACCCCUGGAAAAAAAAAUGGAUGAUCACCUUUCAGUGAUCCUCUUUAUCCGAUCGUUCCGGUUAUGAACAUCGAAUUUCUCUUCUCAUUACCUCUAUCCCCUCCAUCCAUCUAUUUCCAUUGGAGCACGUGAGCUCGAACCCUCCGAGUCUGAAAAGUGUACGAAGCUCGAGUUUCCUAUAAUCUUCAUGGUUCGCCCGCGGAGAAGCUCAGCCUUGGGCGUGGACAUCCGAGGUGACACCAGCGCACCAGCGAUGUCCACAAUGAACGAAGUGAGUCCGAUCGAGCCAACAUCACCAGAUCUGAAGCAAUUCGAUGGCGCACACAAACAGGCCAGCAAGGCCCAGUCCAAACGGCGUCGCAGCCGCUCCCUCCUCCACCGCUUCGCCGAUACCUGUCUGCGAUACACCUGGCUCCUGCCGCUUAUCGUAAUGCUGUUCCUGAUCGCGCUGUACGCCAUCAACCCCACAACCUCGAACCCAAUGCACAGCGCCAUCUUCCUCUCCUACCCGCAGCCCCCGAAUACUCCCGGCGGACCCAUAAUGUACGGCAAGGGCAAGAAGGACAUUGCGUUUGUGGCAUUCUACACGAUCGUGCUGUCGUUCACGCGCGAAUUCAUCAUGCAGCAGAUGAUCCGGCCGUUUGCCGUGUGGUGCGGUAUCCGCGGGAAGGGGAAGACAGCGCGGUUCAUGGAGCAGGCGUAUACGGCAGUUUACUUCGGUGUGUUCGGGCCGUUUGGUCUGUACGUGAUGAAGCGGUCGACUAUCUGGUAUUUCAACACGACUGCGAUGUUUGAGGGCUUCCCGCACCGCGAGCACGAGGGUCUCUUCAAGGCGUACUACCUGCUCGAGGCGAGUUACUGGGCCCAACAGGCGAUUGUGUUGAUGCUGCAGUUGGAGAAGCCUCGUAAGGACUUCAAGGAGCUUGUCGGUCACCAUAUUAUCACGCUUGCUCUUAUCGGGCUGAGCUACCGCUUCCACUUCACGUACAUGGGCUUGGCGGUGUAUAUCACGCACGAUAUCUCUGACUUCUUUUUGGCCACUUCCAAGACGCUCAAUUACCUGGAUGCGUAUAUCACCGCGCCCUACUUUGCCAUGUUUGUUGGAUGGUGGAUUUACCUUCGUCAUGUGCUGAACCUGAAGAUCCUCUGGGCUGUUCUGACCGAGUUCCGCACUGUUGGACCAUUCGAGCUGAACUGGGAGACACAGCAGUACAAGUGCUGGAUCAGUCAGUAUAUCACCUUUUCACUGCUUGCCAGUCUGCAGGCUGUCAACCUGUUCUGGCUGUUCCUGAUCUUGCGCAUCCUGUCCAACUACAUCUUCACCAAUGUCACAAAAGACGAGCGCAGUGAAGAUGAAGAGGAAGACGAAGAGCUAGAGUCUCUCAAUGCGAACAAGGCAAUUACUACCGGCGCAGACCAGACCGGCAAGGAGAACCACGCGCCCCAGGUUCUACUCAACGGCGAACCUGUCGCUGAACAGCAGGGUCCUCGGACUCGCAGCAGAAAGGCGUAAGCCGAGUACUUUUGUCUGAGUUGGAUCGAUUACCAUUUAAUCGACUACCAUUCAAUCGAUUACCCAGGCAUCAAAGCCGGGGAUCUUCACCGUGUUAUAGUUAUACUUUUGGAUCGGGUGGGUUUCCAGAUGAUCCUCUGGAUGUGUUGAUAUGCUGUUAAUGUAUUUGUUGAAGCUGGGUCUGAGUCCGGUGCAUUGGGUGUGCCUGUUAGAUAGCCCCUUAGAAGAGCGGGCGCCGGCGCUUGUUUUUGACGAGCAUAUGAACUAAGUAAUUUUUACUGGAUGACAGUCUGUUAAUGUUGUAUUGCCAUUCAUGUGCUUCAUA
Messenger RNA from Penicillium samsonianum, 1892 nucleotides. Its product is annotated as TLC domain-containing protein. NCBI's taxonomy places the organism in Eukaryota, Fungi, Ascomycota, Eurotiomycetes, Eurotiales, Aspergillaceae. Gene Ontology annotation, biological process: ceramide biosynthetic process. The record is from RefSeq and is a predicted model, not a curated record. The coding region runs from base 242 to 1567 and encodes 441 amino acids. Gene Ontology annotation, cellular component: membrane. The transcript has 2 exons. Gene Ontology annotation, molecular function: sphingosine N-acyltransferase activity.